GUCGCUACUUAAAGCAGCCCACGAGCGAGGACAAAGCGAAACAUGGCCGAGCGAAGAAAAGGUUCUAUAUAUACCCGCUGUCUGAAUCGAGACUCGCCCGAUUUGGAGUGCUGUCAGAAAGGGAUAAGACUUUCUUCUAUCAAUCGUCCGAGAUCACCAGGGUCAUUCCGUCCUUUGUAUAACAGCUCUCAACAGCUUGGGCGUCCUUGGCCCCAGAAUAUCUUAUCUGCGCGCGGAUGGCGGGAGACUCCUGUCGAGGAUAUAUCAUGUCCGCUAUCUUUGGUGGGUGAAGGCUUCUGAGGCCGGCCCCGGAUCAAGGCGAGCGUGCAAGAAAAUUGGGACUGCUUCACCUUACGGCAGCCUGGGUGCCAUUUACGUAGCAACACACCUGCCUGGACCCUGCACGUUGCCUGGCCUGUGAGUCGUCGCACUCGCCCCUCUCCCGCGUUGUCCCCCGCCAGCCUCGUUGCAAGCACACAUCGUAGUCGUAGAGGACGACGAUGAGGUCAUCGCGCACGUCAGUCGGCGCACACGUGAGUCCCCGCGCAUGAUCGGCCGAGAUCCUCGAGCUCCUCCACCGAUAAACGAAACCGCACACCGACCCGGUUGUCCUUGCAGCAGCAGCAGUAGCAACAGGACGGCCGAGACCGGUGCAAGUUGCAUGUCAAAUUCAGAAACCAGCUCCGCUCUCAAGCCUCGACCACGAGACGGCUGCGCAUGUGUGAUAGCCUCGUCGAAGCCGCUUCUUCGCGGCAUCUUUUCGCUGCUGUUCGGAAUAGUCCCCCCUCGCCGCUGAGUCAACGCGAGAACGGGAGUCCUGAAGGGGAGCCUCGACCCGCUUCCUCCGCCGCGAGUGUUCUUUCAUUUGCAUCACAAGGCCAGAGCUGGCCCCUCCCCGGAGUAUCGAUGAAGCACAGUCCUUCUCGCUCGGAACACGGCACUCUGAUUUGACACCGGAGAACUACUAGAGUGUAUUAGAUUUGAUAGAAGAUGUUUUCAACCGCGCUUUGUACGC
Mycena citricolor is the source of this 1015-nucleotide messenger RNA. Lineage: Eukaryota; Fungi; Basidiomycota; Agaricomycetes; Agaricales; Mycenaceae. The record is from the annotation of a GenBank genome assembly.